Molecule: messenger RNA, 2094 nt
Organism: Actinia tenebrosa (Australian red waratah sea anemone)
Lineage: Eukaryota; Metazoa; Cnidaria; Anthozoa; Actiniaria; Actiniidae
Source: RefSeq, a predicted model, not a curated record
AUGCGGGUACCUUUUGUCAUUUAUGCAGACUUCGAAUGUUUCACUAAGGGUAUAUCAACAUGUCAACCAAAAGAUACGAAAUCAUACACCCAACAAUAUCAAAUGCAUAAACCAUCUGGUUACUGUUUUAUGGUAAAAUGUUAUGAUGAUAAUCUAUAUGAACCAAAAAUAUUCAGAUAUACUGCUAAGUCAGAGGAUGAGGAUAUAGGACAAAAAUUUGUGGAAUCAAUAGAAAAGACAGUUAGAAGUAUAUAUAUGAAAUAUCAUUACAACAAGAAGGUGAAACUGACAGAUAAGGAUAAUACGGAUCAUAAAAAGGCUACCCACUGUCAUAUCUGUGAGCAGGAAUUAAAUGGUGACAAGGUAUUAGAUCAUGACCAUCUUACAGGUAAAUAUCGAGGGGCUGCACAUAACGAUUGUAAUUUGAAUUACAAGACACCUAAGCAUAUACCGGUAAUAUUUCAUAAUUUAUCAGGCUAUGACUCACAUCUAUUUAUAAAAAAUCUAGGUGUUACACGAGGUAAAAUAGAUUGUAUCCCAAACAAUGAGGAGAAAUAUAUCAGUUUCAAAAAGGAAAUAAUAGUAGAUACAUUUGAAAACAAGAAAGGUAAGAUAAGUAAUGUGAAACGAGAGAUAAGAUUCAUUGACAGUUUCAAAUUUAUGGCUUCAUCGUUGGAUUCACUAGUUGGUAAUCUAGAGAAGGUCCAAUGUAGGAAUAUGAAUAUGUUCUACAAAGGUAAGAAGCUUAACCUAUUACUUAGAAAAGGUGUAUAUCCAUAUGAUUAUGUAAAUUCAUUGGAUAAAUUAAAUGAAACAUCUCUACCUCCGAUAGAAGCGUUUUUUAACAAGUUGAAUAAUACACCAACACCCAUCACUGAUUAUAAACAUGCUCAGGAAGUAUGGAAUGUCUUUAAAAUUAAAACCAUGCGUGAGUACCACAAUCUGUAUCUUGAGAGUGAUGUCAUCCUAUUGGCAGAUGUUUUUGAGACAUUCAGGGAUGUAUGUAUGGAAAAUUAUAAACUAGACCCAGCAUGGUAUUACACAGCUCCAGGGCUCAGUUGGGACGCUAUGUUGAAAAAGACGAAGGUUAGUCUAGAACUAUUAACCGAUCCUGAUAUGUUGCUUAUGGUAGAGUCUGGUAUUCGAGGUGGAAUCUCGAUGAUUAGUAAACGUUAUUCAAAAGCUAACAACAAAUAUAUGAGAGAAUUUGAUAAGAAGAAAAAGUCCAAAUUCAUCAAAUACCUUGACGCUAAUAAUUUAUACGGAUGGUCAAUGAGUCAGAAACUACCUACACAUGGGUUUAAAUGGAUGAAUAAGCUAGAGAUUAAGAGUUGGAAUAAGCUUCCAUGCAUCCUAGAAGUAGAUUUAGAGUAUCCAGUUGAAUUGCAUAACUUGCAUAACGAGUACCCUAUAGCACCUGAGAGACUAAUGAUUAACAAAGUGGAAAAACUUAUUCCUAACCUAUGUGAUAAGACAAAAUAUGUUAUCCAUCAUGAGACGCUGAAAUUGUAUGAAAGCCUUGGAUUGAAAAUAACAAAAAUACGCAGAGGUAUUACAUUUCAGGAAUCCGAGUGGUUGAAACCAUAUAUUAGUCUCAACACAGAACUCCGGACAAAGGCUAAAARYGAUUUCGARAAARACUUUUUCAAACUGAUGAACAAUAGCGUGUUCGGAAAGACAAUGGAGAACAUCCGUAAUAGGCAAGAUAUUAAACUAGUAACAAAUGAAUCCCAAGCAGCAAAAUUAAUUAAUAAACCAAACUAUAUGAAACGCACAAUAUUCUCUGAAAAUUUAGCAUCCGUACACAUGGGUAAAACAGAAUUAGUUUUCAACAAACCUAUAUACGUAGGUAUGAGUAUCUUAGACCUAUCAAAGAAACUUAUGUAUGACUUCCAUUAUAUAUAUAUUAAACCAAAGUAUGGAGAAAAGGCAAAACUAUUAUUCACAGAUACUGAUAGUCUAAUGUAUGAGAUAGUGACAGAGGAUUUUUAUAAAGAUAUUGAGAAAGAUAUUGAGGAUAAAUUCGAUACGAGUAAUUAUCCAGUAGACCAUAAUGGAAUCAAAAUAGGAUUAACAAAAAAGUUAUUGGAAUGA